AUGGAGCUAGCAGUGACUACAGUUUUUGUAUCCCCAAUAGUCAAGUUAUUAAUCGCCAAGGUGUUAACUUAUUGUUCCGACGAGAUUGCUCUUGUCAGGGGUGUCAAGGGUGAACUGGAAAAGCUUUCAGAGAAAUUAGAGCUAAUUGAUGCUGUAUUGCACGAUGCUGAGAAGCGUCAAGUAGAAAAUGAUCGGUUAGUGAGACUUUGGUUGAAAAAACUCAAAGAUGUGGCUUAUGAUGCUGAGGACAUUUUGAACGAACUUCAAUAUAGAGAUCUUCGAUGUAAAAUGAAAAAUGUAAGUAUCUUCUUGCGGUUAUUGCCCUCAAAACCAUUUGGAUUUGGUUGUAAGAUAGCUCAUAAAAUAAAAGAUGUCCAUAGAAAGUUGGUUGAAAUCACACAAGGUAUGGAGAAAUUCAAAUUUAUUAAACAGAUGGGUAGUUCUGGUUCUAAUACUGCCAUGAAUGAAAAUAUACCAGAAACAUCUUCGCAUAUCAGUGAUUCAGCUGCUGUUGUCGGAAGGAAAGAUGAUAUAUCAAGAAUAUUAGAUUUAUUAAUUGAUAGUCGAGCCAAAUGCAACCAAGAAAGUUACUCUGUUGUUCGCAUUACUGGCAUGGGAGGUAUUGGCAAGACCACACUUGCUCAAUUGGUAUGGAAAGAAUUAGCUGAUGAUCAUUUCAAAGUCAAAAUUUGGGUUUCUGUGUCCCGAAAAUCAAACGUCAAGGAGAUAUUUUGGGACCUUUUGGAAUCCAAUUUUGACCGCCAGUCAAGCAUGGAUGCCAUUGAAAAUCGCUUGAAAGAGAGGUUCAAGGUGGGGAAAUGCCUGGUAGUACUCGAUGAUGUGUGGACAAAUUAUGGCAUCGAUGUAGAGAAAUUGUUGAAAGUUCUUUUAUCUGGUAUGAGGAUUGAAGGAAGUAAAAUUGUUAUGACUGCGAAGUGCUGA
This is a messenger RNA of Papaver somniferum (opium poppy), 942 nucleotides long. Its product is annotated as putative disease resistance protein RGA4. The record is from RefSeq and is a predicted model, not a curated record. The transcript has a single exon. The coding region runs from base 1 to 942 and encodes 313 amino acids. Gene Ontology annotation, molecular function: ADP binding. NCBI's taxonomy places the organism in Eukaryota, Viridiplantae, Streptophyta, Magnoliopsida, Ranunculales, Papaveraceae.